Molecule: messenger RNA, 1823 nt
Organism: Cloeon dipterum
Lineage: Eukaryota; Metazoa; Arthropoda; Insecta; Ephemeroptera; Baetidae
Gene: myd
Product: mayday
Exons: 6
Coding region: 129-1166 (345 amino acids)
Biological process (GO): calcium-ion regulated exocytosis
Cellular component (GO): endoplasmic reticulum
Molecular function (GO): calcium ion binding
Source: RefSeq, a predicted model, not a curated record
GAGAGAGGCAGCCAGAAAGGUUUGGCGCUGUUCAUGCAGUGGCCAUAGUUUCAACUACGAGACAUGGCGCUCUUGAUGGGCCCUUUGUGGCCCACUUUCCUUGAGAAAACCCUUUUUCCAGACCCAAAAUGAAAAUUUUCCGGAUUUUGCCGCGUUUGGGCUUGGAAACGCGCUCGAAACGUCGACUGCUGCUAGUCAUUGGCAUUUACAUUGGCUUGCUGGGUUUGGUUUGGCUGGCGCAGAUUCCCCUCAAGCCGUCGUACAAGACACAAAUCCACAACAGGCUCUCGGACGCUUUGAAGGAGCAGCUGAGGAAGCCGGAUAGAAAGCCAGAGAAAAAAACGGAGGCCCUCCUCUCAGACCCCCGCGACACGAGUCAGCCGGAGAAGCUUAUCAAAACAAUAUUUUCUAGGGUUGACCGUGAUCAUGACAACUUGAUCAGUCUGGUUGAACUUGUUAGUUGGAUCAAUCUAAAAAUCCAGCACCACAUAUCGCUCGCCCUGAAGGAGAAUUUCCUCAUGUUCACUAUGGUUGACAGCAACCCAAGAAAUGGUCUCGUAUCCUGGGAAGAGUACCACCACUACUUCCUAAAGAAGCAUGGGGUGAACGACACUUACAUAAAAAACCACGACAAGAAACAUAGAGGACUUGUGAGGUCAAUUAAAGAGACAAUAAUGAAAGAAAAACGGGCUUGGUCUGAAGCAGCCCGGUCUGACCCUUCGUAUUUAAAUGUGGACGAGUUCUUGGCAUUUCGCCAUCCAGAAUCAAGUCACUCAACCAUCAUGCAGUUAGUGGAGGAGCUACUAGACAAGUUUGAUAGAGAUGGAGACGACACCCUUACUGAAACAGAGUACGCCAGUCUCAGGUCGGAGGGCGACCUGGAGCAUGAGGCUGAGGAACUACGGCAAGGAGAGGGCGAGAGGAGGACAGAGUUUCGGCAACUCAUUGACAAAAAUCAUGACGGAAAGGCAGAUCGAAAUGAACUUCUGGUGUACAUCGACCCACGGAACCCUCGGCACGCGAGAGAUGAGGCGGAAACGUUAGUUAUGUUGGCAGACGUGAACAAGGACGGUUACCUGUCCCUACCAGAGGUUCUCAACAAAAUCGACCUGUUCCUUUCAAGCAAAAUGAUCAACGCCGCCAAGAGUUUCCAUGACGAUUUCUAGUUAAGGACAACCUAUUUUUUACCCAAUUCAGUUUUUGUGAAGCAUCGCAGUGAUUAGAGACAGCCAAAACGUGUCUCUGACCAAACCAUGACAAAAAUAACAUAGCUGUCCAAGUCCCUGAAAGUCAGCCGUGCCAUUACUUACGUAAGCGAUGUAACAAAUCGAAAUGCUUCCAUUUUUUAAUGUCGUAUGCAAUACAUUCCUAAAUACUCACGUGCGAGAUUGCAAUAUUUUACGUUUUUACUGCUGUAUUUUUUAGUAAAACUUUGAUUGUAUAUUGAUGGUUGUGAACAGUUCAAUGUAUUCUUAAUUACGUGGACAAUGUUAGCGGAAUUGGAAGGUGGAAAAACCAUUCCAUGAGAAACAAUUUGUACCGGCAGCUUACGAGUCAAUUAUUAGUGAUACAAAAGUUGAAUUUUUCCCCUAGGAAUAUCUGCUCUAUUUUUAAUCCUUUCAUUCCUCCUUAAUUUGGCACUAUGAUAUAGGUCAAGCUGUUGGAUUCUUAGAUCCAGGUUUUCCACACACGCGAUUGUCGAGAGAGAUGAAUUUCAUUCCAGUAAGAUGUGUUUAAUGUGAUUCUUCUUUAUAUAUAUUUUUAUCAUUUGGUUGUGAUAUUUUAAUAAAUUGGCUUUUCAAGCUAUUUGGAUUUAUGGAGAA